This is a messenger RNA of Symbiodinium necroappetens, 516 nucleotides long. Lineage: Eukaryota; Dinophyceae; Suessiales; Symbiodiniaceae. The record is from the annotation of a GenBank genome assembly.
AUGGCUGACGUAGAAGAGUUUGAAGAGAAUGAGUCGAAGCCCGGCGAGGAUCAGGCCAACGGUGUCAGCGAGCGGAAAAUGAGAUCACUGUUGAAGAAGCAAUUAGUCGACGAUGCCAGCGUGGCGGCUUUUGCUCAACUCGGAUCUUCGUUCUUCGCUGCUGCACGGGCACGUCUGGGCGAUUCGCGAGAUGAAUCUGGUGCACCGACGGCGGAGUCUGUGCGGACGAGGCACCAACGCCUCGCACAAGAUGCCAGGUUGGCUGCAGGACGCGGGCAGUGGGAUCUGAGGGACAGGCAGCCGAGUCGACCGAGCGAAGACGGUGAAGCAGUGCAGGCAGAGCAGGAAGAGCAAGCUCGAGUGGAAGCAGAGCGCCUUGCAAGACUGUCGAGAUUGGAUGCCAAGCGAAAGCGCCUGCAGGGUGGGGAAGGCCCAGGCGAAGACCACGAAAGCAAGGCAUCAGGUGGUGUUCGACGACCCCGGCUGUCUUUUGCCGGUGAGGAGGACGACUUCUAG